AUGGAUGAGGAAUACGACGCGAUCGUGCUCGGAACCGGCCUAAAGGAGUGCAUCCUGAGUGGCAUGCUCUCCGUGUCGGGCAAGAAAGUGUUGCACAUCGACCGCAAUAAGUAUUAUGGAGGUGAAUCGGCUUCAAUUACGCCCCUCGAGGAUUUGUUCUCGCGGUUCGUCGUGGACCUUCCGGAAGGAAAGUAUGGUCGCGGUCGGGACUGGAACGUGGAUUUGAUUCCCAAAUUCCUGAUGGCCAACGGGCUGCUGGUGAAGCUGCUUAUACACACGGGUGUGACCCGCUAUUUGGAGUUCAAGUCAGUGGAAGGAAGCUACGUUUACAAAGGUGGCAAAAUCUCCAAAGUUCCGGUCGAUCAAAAGGAGGCUCUUGCAUCGGAUCUGAUGGGACUGUUUGAAAAACGACGCUUCCGUAACUUUCUGAUCUACGUGCAGGACUUUGUCGCGGACGACCCAAAAACAUGGAAGGACUUUGACCCAUCCACCAAGGACAUGCAGGCCUUGUACGAAAAGUUCGGACUGGAGAAGAGCACUCAAGAUUUCACUGGUCACGCACUGGCCCUGUACCGUGAUGAUUCGUAUCUUACCGAACCGGCCAUCAAAACGAUCAAUCGCAUUAAGCUGUACUCGGACUCGCUCGCACGUUACGGCAAGUCGCCGUAUCUGUACCCCAUGUACGGUUUGGGAGAACUGCCUCAGGGUUUUGCCCGCCUGUCGGCUAUAUACGGCGGUACGUACAUGCUAGACAAGCCGAUCGAUGAAAUUGUGUACGACGCUAGCGGAAAAGUCGUCGGCGUACGUUCCGGUGAAGAGGUGGCAAAAUGUAAACAGGUCUACUGCGAUCCCACCUAUGUACCGAACAAGGUACGCAUCACGGGAAAGGUUAUUCGCUGCAUUUGUUUGCUUGAUCAUCCGAUCCCGAAUACGAAGGAUGCCCUUUCGACUCAGAUCAUCAUUCCACAGAUGCAGGUCGACCGCAAGUCGGACAUUUACGUAUCGCUAAUCAGCUCGACACAUCAGGUAUCGGCUAAGGGAUGGUUUAUUGCCAUGGUAUCGACCACGGUGGAAACCGCCAAUCCCGAAGCAGAGAUUAAACCGGGUCUUGAUCUGCUCGGGUCCGUCGCACAAAAGUUCGUGUCCAUCACGGAUUACUACGAACCGACCGACGAAGGUUUGCAGUCCCAGGUGUUCAUCUCGCAGUCGUACGAUGCAACCACCCACUUUGAGACCACCUGUCUGGAUGUGCUUGACAUUUUCAAGCGCGGCACUGGCGAGGACUUUGACUUUUCCAAAAUCAAGCAGGAACUUGGUGACGAGGAGCAGUAA
Molecule: messenger RNA, 1332 nt
Organism: Anopheles marshallii
Lineage: Eukaryota; Metazoa; Arthropoda; Insecta; Diptera; Culicidae
Gene: Gdi
Product: rab GDP dissociation inhibitor alpha
Exons: 3
Coding region: 1-1332 (443 amino acids)
Biological process (GO): vesicle-mediated transport; protein transport; small GTPase-mediated signal transduction
Cellular component (GO): cytoplasm
Molecular function (GO): Rab GDP-dissociation inhibitor activity
Source: RefSeq, a predicted model, not a curated record